Molecule: messenger RNA, 918 nt
Organism: [Torrubiella] hemipterigena
Lineage: Eukaryota; Fungi; Ascomycota; Sordariomycetes; Hypocreales; Clavicipitaceae
Source: the annotation of a GenBank genome assembly
AUGUCUCGUGUCGUCUUGUCUCCCAACGCGUUUAGGGAUAUUGAUACUGAGGGCGAGGAGCGCUUUAUAGCUACUCUUUGCGCUGCCGUCAACGGUAUUGUAGAGCCUGCGGUGGGCGCCAGUGCAAUCGAUAUCCUCGUUAGAGAGCAAAGUCUCGAAGCAUAUACCAAAUACAAAGAAAGUGAGGAGCGCGAUGACGGCGUGCGAGAUGUGACCAACUGGCAACGCUAUCUAUGGCGCUUGCUAGCUGAGGCAGCCAUGGCCCUUACCCCCGGCUACCUAGGUCAAGAUGUCCUCAUCCACCUAGUCCAGGAGCUUAUGCUGCUACCGAAACAUAGUCUCCUUUGGAUUAACUACUAUGGUGAAGAGCACCAAUUGGAACUGUGGACGGUGAAUUAUGAAAAUUGCUUUGGAGACCUUCCUUCCCUCAUGUUUUCUCUCACCAACAGCGACGAUUCUUUGGCUACUCGCUAUGUCCGCUUCUCCUCUGUCCACGCUAGGCUCGUCGGCGCGUGUAUCGCCAACGUCCUGGACCUCUGCCCUUUUGGGUCCUUUGGUUACGCGAUUACACGCGACAAGGCCGGCCCGGGAGAUGAUGAUCGGGUACUGGCGGCAUCACAGUGGACUUUCAAUGCAGGUAUGGUUCUUUGGGAAAUAUGCGAGAAGAGAGUGUGGAACUAUUAUUCGUACGGACCUCAUAUUUGGAAGAGCUGGGCGGCUGUAUUCACCAGGGCAGCAGCGGCUGAUAACCGCUACGGCAACGAGGCUCGAGAAGCAGCUCGUCAGGCGCUUCAUCAUAUGAAAGACGUAGAGAAACAGGGCAUUAUUAGCAAUGUUUCUAUUGUAGAUGUGUUUGGUAUGCGGGUCAUCGCGGAUAGCGACGAGGAAGUGGAUGAAGAGGAGGAAAAUAAGGAAUAG